AUGACUAUUGCAAGCAAGGCAUUGAGUGCUAGACACUUUUCAGUCACUAGAAAUGUUAGUAAGAAGUUGAAUAAGUACUCUUAUAUCGUUACAGAACCUAAGGACCAAGGUGCAUCACAAGCGAUGCUUUAUGCAACUGGGUUCAAGAAAGAAGAUUUUAGUAAAGGUCAAGUUGGUGUAGGAUCAUGUUGGUGGUCUGGUAAUCCAUGUAAUAUGCAUUUAUUGGAUCUUAAUGAUAGAUGUUCACGUUCUGUGGAGAAGGCUGGCUUGAAAGCUAUGCAAUUUAAUACCAUUGGUGUUUCCGAUGGUAUUUCAAUGGGUACUAAAGGUAUGAGAUACUCUUUACAGAGUAGAGAAAUCAUUGCUGAUUCUUUUGAAACUAUAAUGAUGGCUCAACAUUACGAUGCCAAUAUUGCUAUCCCUUCAUGUGAUAAAAACAUGCCGGGUGUCAUGAUGGCCAUGGGAAGACAUAACAGACCUUCUAUCAUGGUUUAUGGUGGUACUAUUUUACCUGGCCAUCCAACCUGUGGUUCUUCAAAAAUUCCAGAAAACAUUGAUAUAGUAUCUGCUUUCCAAUCUUAUGGUCAAUAUAUAUCUAAACAAUUCAGCGAACAAGAGAGAGAAGAUGUGGUUGAACAUGCUUGUCCUGGUCCAGGUUCUUGUGGUGGUAUGUAUACUGCUAACACUAUGGGUUCUGUCGCAGAAGUGCUAGGUUUGACUUUGCCAAACUCUUCUGCCUUCCCAGCAGUUUCUCAAGAAAAGAUGAAUGAAUGUGAUUCCAUUGGUGAAGCUAUUAAGAAGACAAUGGAAUUAGGUAUCACUCCUCGUGAUAUCAUGACUAAGCAAGCUUUUGAAAAUGCAAUCACCUAUGUUAUCGCAACCGGUGGUUCCACCAAUGCUGUUUUGCACUUGGUUGCCAUUGCUCAUUCUGCUGGUGUCAAGAUUACUCCUGAUGAUUUCCAAAGAAUCAGUGAUAAGACCCCAUUAUUGGGUGAUUUUAAACCAUCGGGUAAAUACGUUAUGGCUGAUUUAAUCAAAGUAGGAGGUACCCAAUCUGUUAUCAAAUUCUUGUACGAAAACGGUUUCUUGCAUGGUGAUGCCAUUACUGUUACUGGUGAUACAUUAGCCGAACGUGCUGCCAAAACUUCUGGAUUACCAGAAGGCCAAGAUAUAAUCAGACCUGUUUCACAACCUAUUAAACCAAAUGGCCAUCUACAAAUAUUGUAUGGCUCAUUGGCUCCAGGUGGUGCUGUCGGUAAAAUCACUGGUAAAGAAGGUACUUUCUUUAAAGGUAGGGCUCGUGUUUUUGAAGAAGAAGAAGCUUUCAUUCAUGCAUUGGAAAGAGGUGAAAUUAAGAAAGGUGAAAAAACCGUUGUUGUCAUCAGAUAUGAAGGUCCAAAAGGUGGUCCAGGUAUGCCAGAAAUGUUGAAACCAUCCUCUGCGCUAAUGGGUUACGGUUUAGGUAAAGAUGUUGCCUUGUUAACUGAUGGUAGAUUUUCUGGUGGUUCCCAUGGAUUCUUAAUCGGUCACAUUGUUCCAGAAGCUGCCGAAGGUGGUCCAAUUGGUUUAGUUAAAGAUGGAGACGAAAUUGUUAUUGAUACAAAUAACAACAAGAUAGAUUUAUUAGUAUCCGAACAAGAAAUAGCCCAACGUAAAUCAGAGUGGGUUAAACCAGCUCCACGUUACACCAGAGGUACUCUAUCCAAGUACAGUAAAUUGGUAUCUAACGCUUCUAACGGUUGUGUAUUAGACGCUGACAAUUGA
Vanderwaltozyma polyspora DSM 70294 is the source of this 1764-nucleotide messenger RNA. RefSeq names its product dihydroxy-acid dehydratase ILV3 (gene ILV3). Gene Ontology annotation, molecular function: dihydroxy-acid dehydratase activity. The record is from RefSeq and is a predicted model, not a curated record. Gene Ontology annotation, biological process: branched-chain amino acid biosynthetic process. Bases 1 to 1764 code for a protein of 587 amino acids. Gene Ontology annotation, cellular component: mitochondrion. Lineage: Eukaryota; Fungi; Ascomycota; Saccharomycetes; Saccharomycetales; Saccharomycetaceae. The transcript has a single exon.